UUUAUCAAAUUCAAUUCUACACCUUACAGGCCAAGCAACUUCAAUAUAUAUAUAUAUAUAUAUAAAUAGGUAUAUUCGUAUAUCAUCCUCCCUUAUCACAAAAACAUCGAAACAAAAAUGACUUCUGCUCAAACUAACACAUGUGGCAUUUGCUCGGAAAAUUUUCCGGCCGCCGUGCACGGCCAAGGAAUCUUCACCGGCGGCUGCUCCCACUCCUUCCACUUCCUCUGCAUUUCCCCCACCCUCUUCUCCGGCGACCCCUUUUGCCCCAUCUGCCGCCUCCCGUUGACCACCGCCACCGCCGCCGCCCCGGCCAACCCUUUCAAUUUCCGCCGGUUUAUGCCGCGGCCGGUCGAACCCGUCGAGCCCGUUCAUUUCUCCGACGAUGAUCCCCUCCUCGCCGCGGCGUCAGGCGCCGUGCCGCCGGAUGAUGGCCGGAGUUUGGCGGUCACCGGAGUGGCGGAGCGGCCGGCAGUGGCGGCGUCGGAGUCGGUGGCCGAUUUCACGGUUCUUGUCGGGGUCAAGGCCGCGGCAUUUUCCGGUGGCCGGGCGCCGAUCGACCUCGUUACGGUGUUGGACGUGAGCGGGAGCAUGUCGGGUUCGAAGUUGGCGCUUGUUAAGCGCGCGGUCGGGUUUGUUAUUGACCGCUUAGGCCCUUCCGACCGGUUAUCUGUCGUGUCGUUUUCUAGCCGAGCGACGAGGAUGUUGCGGUUGCGGAGGAUGUCCGAGUCGGGACGCGAGGAGGCCAAGAGGGCGGUUAAUUCACUUAUAGCUGACGGCGGGACAAACAUCGUCGACGGCCUUAAAAAGGGCGUUCAGGUUCUCGAAGAAAGGCGGGAAAUGAAUCCGGUCUCGAGCAUCAUCUUCUUAUCCGACGGAAACGACACGUGUAAUCACGGCGGCAUCUUCUUUCCAACAACCUCGGGCAAUCGGAAUCUUCCGGAAUACCUACACUUAUUGCCGGCAUCUAUUCGUCCGAGGAAUAAUAAUGCUUUCGCAUAUAAUGCAGAGUCUAUACAGACAAUUCCGGUCCAUACAUUUGGAUUCGGAUCGGACCACGACCCAAUAGCGAUGCACGCAAUCUCCGACGCAUCGGGCGGGACUUUCUCCUUCAUCGAGUCGUAUGAAGUGGUGCAAGACGCCUUCGCCGGAUGCCUAGGCGGUCUCCUAAGCGUCGUGGCUCGGGAGGUUCGACUCGACAUAAGAUCCGCGUCGCACGGAGUCGAGAUAAAAUCGAUCCCAUCGGGGAGAUACCCGAGCGAAAUCGUCAACGACGGGUCGCAAGGCGUGAUUCGCGUGGGCGACAUGUACGCCGACGAGCACAAGGAGUUCCUAAUCAAUGUCUCCGUCCCGUCAAUUGAAGAAAACGAAAAUGAUACGAUCGUGAAAACGUCGCUUUUGGACGUAUCGUGCUAUUCGAAAGACGUGGUCUCGAACGAAAUGACGCGCGUGGAAGGCGACCUUAUAGAGAUUCGUCGGCCGGCGACAGUGUCCCUAACCGACAUGAUGGUUAAUUUAUCGAUCGACAGACAGAGGAACCGUGUCUUGGCGACGGAGGCGAUCUCGGAGGCGCAACGGAUGGCCGAGACGGGCGAUUUCGAUGGAGCAAGGACGUUGCUCGCCGAUAAACGGAGCGUCGUCUUCGGGUCCGCCGCCGCGCAAGCGGGCGACGGAUUGAGCAUGUGGCUUGAGGCCGAUAUGAAGGAAACCGAGUCGAGGAUGUUGAACCGAUACGUUUAUCAACAAACGGGACGGGCUUAUGCAUUGUCCGGCAUCAGCUCGCAUGGCUCUCAACGAGCCACCAUUCGUGGUGGUGCCGCCACCGCUGCCGCCACUGAGAGUGUUUGCUUCGGCGCGGCAGCGCCGGCAGGGGCGGGUUUUAACGGCUACGCGACGCCGCAAAUGGCGAGUAUGGUGUUGCAAUCGCAGCGACUGAGGAAGAUCGAAGAAGAGAACGGAAUUUCGAAGAAAUAAUUAGAAUUAAAAAUGUAUUUUUUGAAUUUUUGAAAUUUAAUAAAUUAUCGUGGAAUGAUUUAUAGUACCGUGGAAAAUGUUAUGUUUAUGUUCGUGGAUU
Andrographis paniculata is the source of this 2074-nucleotide messenger RNA. Its product is annotated as E3 ubiquitin-protein ligase WAV3-like. The record is from RefSeq and is a predicted model, not a curated record. Bases 118 to 1974 code for a protein of 618 amino acids. NCBI's taxonomy places the organism in Eukaryota, Viridiplantae, Streptophyta, Magnoliopsida, Lamiales, Acanthaceae. The transcript has 3 exons.